AGUGAUGAAUACAGCUUCGUUUUCAAAAAAAGAAGUAAUUGGUUUAAGAGGCGAUCUAGUUCAUGACUCAUGUGGUUUCUCAGUUUGCUGCCAGCUAUGUUUUCUAUUGGAAAAAUUACUUUGAGGACCAGCCUCUUUUGUAUCCACCAGGAUUUGAUGGACGUGUCGUACUCUAUCCUAGUGACCAGAAUCUAAAGGACUAUCUCAGUUGGAGACAGGCUGAUUGCCACAUUAAUAAUCUAUACAAUACAGUAUUUUGGAGUCUUGUACAGACGAGUGGCUUGACACCUGUGCAGGCACAAAAGAGAUUACAGGGAACACUUGCAGGUGAUAAGAAUGAAAUUUUAUUUUCUGAAUUCAGCAUUAACUACAACAAUGAACCACUGAUGUACAGAAAGGGAACGGUUCUAGUGUGGCAAAAGGUAAAUCAAGUUAUUAGGAAAAAAAUUAAAAUUCCCAAAGAAACAGAAGAGAAGGAAAUUGAAGUGACCCGGGUAAAGAAUACACCAGUACCUUUGCAUUGUGACAUCAUUGGAGAUCAAUUCUGGGACCAGUAUCCUGAAAUCCUAGUUGAUGAUAGCUGACUUUCUGUUUCUUAUCUGGAUUUUGCUGUGAAUGACUCUGUAUAGUUUGUUCUGCAAGGAUCAUAUCAGGGAAGAAGAAUGGAAAAAUUGUAUGGCCCAAUAUGGGUAUUACAGUAUAAACAAAUGCAGUAUCCA
Molecule: messenger RNA, 719 nt
Organism: Gekko japonicus
Lineage: Eukaryota; Metazoa; Chordata; Lepidosauria; Squamata; Gekkonidae
Gene: THG1L
Product: tRNA-histidine guanylyltransferase 1-like
Exons: 5
Coding region: 63-584 (173 amino acids)
Biological process (GO): tRNA modification
Molecular function (GO): tRNA guanylyltransferase activity; magnesium ion binding
Source: RefSeq, a predicted model, not a curated record